Molecule: messenger RNA, 3350 nt
Organism: Solea senegalensis (Senegalese sole)
Lineage: Eukaryota; Metazoa; Chordata; Actinopteri; Pleuronectiformes; Soleidae
Product: 5,6-dihydroxyindole-2-carboxylic acid oxidase-like
Exons: 7
Coding region: 177-1745 (522 amino acids)
Biological process (GO): melanosome organization; melanocyte differentiation
Cellular component (GO): melanosome
Molecular function (GO): oxidoreductase activity
Source: RefSeq, a predicted model, not a curated record
CGGGGCAAAGCACAUGAGGAAACUAAACCCACUCAUACUGACAGAGAAGGUUGUUGCAGAUGUGUUGAAGUGAUAUGCGUUCAUUUUAAAUACAAUUUUAGCUGACGUAGAUACAAGCAGGUAAAUAUCCAUAAAACUGGGUUUCAGCCGUGCGUAAAGUUUGGCGACUUUUUUGGAUGAUGUGGCGCUGCUGCUUUUUGGUGCUUGUGUGUGCGGUGAUCGCGAGCGCUCAGUUCCCCAGAGUGUGUGUGACACCAGAGGGACUGAGGAGUGGACAGUGCUGUCCUUCACCCUCGGGUCUCAACGACGACCCGUGUGGCUCCAGCUCGGGCCGCGGAGAGUGCGUCUCCAUCUCGGUCGACUCGCGGCCUCAUGGGCCUCAGUACCCCCACGACGGACGCGACGAUCGGGAACGAUGGCCGAUCCGGUUCUUCAAUCGUACUUGUCAAUGCAACGGGAACUUCAGCGGGUUUAACUGCGGCCGUUGCAGACACGGAUGGACGGGGGCCAAUUGUGACCAGCGGGUUUCUGUCGUAAGAAGAAACGUGAUGCAGCUCAGCACGGACGACAAGCGUGCGUUCGUGAACGCGCUGGACCAGGCCAAGCGCACGGUGCACCCGGAUCUGGUGAUCGCCACGCGGCGCUACCCGGAGAUUUUCGGGCCCGACGGCAACACCAUGCAAUUCGACAACGUCACCAUCUACAAUUACUUCGUCUGGAGCCACUACUUCUCCGUCAGCAAGACGUUCCUGGGUGCGGGACAGUCCAGUUUCGGCGGAGUGGACUUUUCACAUGAGGGUCCCGGGUUCGUCACUUGGCACAGGUUCCACCUGCUGCAGCUGGAGAGAGACAUGCAGGAUAUGCUGCAAGAUCCCUCCUUUGCCUUACCAUACUGGAACUUUGCCAUUGGUGGAAGCUCAUGUGACAUCUGCACAGAUGACCUGAUGGGUGCCAGGAGCAGUUUUGACAUGAAUUCACUGAGCACAAACUCCAUCUUCUCUCAGUGGAGAGUCAUCUGUGAGAGUGUGGAGGAUUACGACACACUAGGAACCAUCUGCAACAACACUGAAACAUCUCCGAUCAGGAGGAACCCAGCAGGAAAUGUCAACAGGCCGAUGGUCCAGCGUCUCCCAGAGCCACAGGACGUAGCGGAUUGUCUACAGAUCAACACAUUUGACACACCGCCAUACUACUCCACCUCUUCUGAAAGUUUCAGGAACACAAUUGAGGGCUACAGCGCCCCCCAGGGGAACUAUGACCCUGCGGUCAGGAGCCUUCACAACCUGGCCCAUCUUUUCCUCAAUGGGACAGGAGGGCAGACCCACCUCUCACCCAAUGACCCCAUCUUUGUGUUGCUUCACACCUACACUGAUGCCAUCUUUGAUGAGUGGUUGAGGAGACACAAUCUAGAUUCCACAACGUAUCCUGAAGAAAAUGCCCCCAUUGGUCACAACAGGCGCUACAACAUGGUGCCAUUCUGGCCUCCAGUGAGUAACGCUGAGAUGUUUGUGACUGCCCCUGAAAAUCUCGGUUACACUUAUGAAGUUGAGUGGCCAGGUCAGCCGUUCACGCUGACUGAAAUCAUCACCAUGGCAAUAGUCGCUGCCCUUGUGGUGGUUGCAGUUGUUUUUGCUGCCACCACAAUCGCCGUGCGUGCCAGGUCUUACAAGAUGGAUGGUCACCAGCCCCUGCUCGUGGAUCAGUACCAGCGGUACGACAGUGACAAAAGCCAGUCUGUCGUUUAAAAUGUGAACACAGGCUUCACCAAUGUGCCUUUUCAGUGCAAUUUGUUUAGCUAUAUCUGUUCUCAAUGGGGGAACAUCCAUUCAUUCAAAAAAAAACUUGUUUAUUGUGCAUUUGGAUCCCUAUAUCACAAACUGCUAGAAUGCAGUAGUGCAGAUGCAGAUAUUUUACUUUGAUUUUAUACAUUUAUCACUUUUUUAAAAAGUAAACCAGUACUUCUCAAAUAGUAGGGCGGGCCCCCCUGGGGCGGUGAGGUGUCGGGGGACACACACGAGGGGCAGGGCAGGACAACUCAUACAGUGGUUUAUACAGAUAAAUAAAUAAAAAUGAUCAGGUUCUCAAUAGUAUUUCAAUUUGGGGGUGUGUGAAAAAAAAGUAGUGCCUCUGGGGGGUGCAUGACAGAAAAUAAUAGAGAACCACUGAUUUAAAAGCACAGACACAGUCGUCUCUGAGAAUCUGACAGCAGUGUGCUGUGUCUUUGCAAGUCUGAGAUUCCUGGUAAAUCUGAAAGAGGAAAAUGUGUUGAAUAAUGUGUGUGGAAUAAAGUGAGCCUGAACAAAAACAAUCUUCUGGUGUGACAGCAAUACCACCAGAUGGUGCUCAACUCAAAAUGUCAUGUCCUUAUCAGUGAUGUGAUGUAGUGUCCCGUGUUUCAAGUGAUCGAGCUUAAACAAUGCAGAUUCUAAUAAGUGAUCUAUAUUAUUCUGUUUCCCACUAAUUAUUUGAAAAUAUUUAAAGUAUGAGCUGUAAAUAUCAAUGUAAUUCAUGCAAAAAAAUAAUGCAAUCAUAAACCUCAAUAAUGUCCACCAUGUUUAGAGACAAGAAACUUGUCUUUAUCGAACUUCAGUCAACGUUGCUUCGUUUACUUCAGUUAUAUAAUGAUGACGUCAUUGGAGUGACUGACAGUCUUAAUUGUGCUACACACUCAUGCUCAUGGGUAGCCAGUGCCCACAAGGGGGUGCAACAGUUAAAUGUCUGAAACUGCAUUUACAGUACAGAUUAAAAGCUGCUCUUUUGUUGCCUUCUAUAAUAUAUUAAGAGCAUGAUACAUGUGACACGACUGUUGUGACAGUUGUGUACAUUAAAAAAACCAAGGCCGUUGAUUUAGAGGAAAUGUAAGAAGUUGUGAUCCUGAGGCUCUAGUUUUCAUCUUCUGUAUACCUAAAUGUAUAUUGUUUUGUUGUCACUUGUAAUCUGUAUUUAUACUCCUAUUUUUGCCUAAACGGUGUAGGAUUUGGGCUCAUGUUAAUUUGUUUUAACAUGCUGGCUUUGUUCAGCUUUGCACAUUUGCACAUUCAUAUGAUUGAAUCAUACAGAAACAAACAUGUAUAUUUAAAUGUACACAAAUCACAUUAUUCUUCAUAUCAUCUAUAACUGCACUUCAUGUAGCACACGUGCCUAGUGCUAUUUUUGCAGACAAUAACAUAUUAACGGCACAUUAAUACACUAACACUCUCAAUUCCUCAUCCUCAUUUAAAGGUCCAGUGUGUGAGAUUUAGUGCCCCCUAAUGGUGAGACAGUGCCUCGUAAGCUUUGUUUCAAAAGACAUACUCUGGCUCACUACAAUCAGACUUAUUUUUAAGUGAUUAAAGACUUGAUACAAAGUA